Messenger RNA from Paramisgurnus dabryanus, 723 nucleotides. NCBI's taxonomy places the organism in Eukaryota, Metazoa, Chordata, Actinopteri, Cypriniformes, Cobitidae. The record is from RefSeq and is a predicted model, not a curated record.
AUGGGUCACGCACCAGCGUCGGAUGUGAAAAUCGCACCAGCUCUGGAGUUAAUUUUUUUUAGGAUUCCUGCAGGAUCUCAUCCAUUUCAAAAGAAUAGACGAAAUCUGUGGCUGCGAGCAAUUAAACGUGCAGAUUGGGACAAUGCAAAGGUUAAAGAGGCUCGUGUUUGUAGUGCUCACUUCAUUUCAGGAGAGGCGUCACUUGAUUCCAGUAGUCCUGACUUUGUUCCCUCAUUGUUUGUGUACAAAAAACAAACGCAGAUACCUCAGGCAAAAAUGGAAAGGUAUCACAGGAAAAUGAAGAGAGAUGAAUACCCUAAAAUGCAACCUGCUCCUCCCACGGCUGAAAUGGAACAAGACUGUCCCAUUGAUCAUUGCAGUGAUGAGGAGGAAGCUGAAGUGAACCACCCAGUGUCGAGAGAGGAAUAUGAUGAUCUUUGCAUUAGACAUCAUCAACUGCAAGUAGACUACAUCAACCUGCAGCAGUACUGUUUUAAAUUACGCCGUGAGAAUGAAGGAUUAAGUGAAGAAUUGCAGAAUUCCAAAUUUUCAUACAGAAAUGUUAAGAGUAACAUUGGACAAUUACUGUUUUUCACUGGACUGACCUCUGUAAUCUUUGAAUGGCUCCUUAAAAAAUUAAGUGGCAGUAUUGAGGUAAGUCACCAAGCCCUUCCUCUAGAGGACCAAUUGUUGAUGGUCUUGAUGAAAUUAAGGAUGGCCUAA